Messenger RNA from Lolium perenne, 1110 nucleotides. RefSeq lists its product as uncharacterized. The record is from RefSeq and is a predicted model, not a curated record. Gene Ontology annotation, molecular function: protein binding. NCBI's taxonomy places the organism in Eukaryota, Viridiplantae, Streptophyta, Magnoliopsida, Poales, Poaceae.
AUGCCGUCCGCCCCCGCCUCCGAGGUGCUUGAUGACGACAACCUCCUCAUCGAGAUCCUAGUCCGCGUCGGCUUCCCCACCACCCUUGUUCUUGCCGCUCUAGUAUGCAGGCGCUGGUACCACCAUGCCUCCGACCCUGCCUUCCUGCGCCGUUUCCGAAAGCUCCACCCGCCCCAGCUCCUCGGGUUCUACCACAACCCCAGCGACGCGUUGGGCCCUCCGGCCUUCGUCCCGAUGUUGCUUGAGACCCCGGAACUGGCCGCCGUUGUACGUCGUGUGGCUGGGUACAACUUCAGCGCCUACGGCCACAGCCUAAUACGGAUCAAGAACUGCCAGAACGGCAGCAUAUCCACCACAGUGGUGCACGUAUAUAAUCUACAAGAUGGUGCCUGGUGCAAGCAUGCCUCGGUCAUGACGAAGCUCACUGGCCGUCCACGGUGGGAACUGAAAGCUGUGUUGGUCGACAAUAAAAUCUAUGUGCUGGCUGACCCCAGAGACAUUAUUGUCUUGGAUUUGAUGAACUCAGGUUUCUCCAGGAUUCAGCUCCCACAAGGAGUGGACCAUGGGUCCUCAGACAUUGGGUUGUCCUCCUGGGCCGAUGAUGCUACUGGUGUAUAUCUCAUCAAUGUCAAGGAGCUACAAGUUCACAUCUGGCUCCACAAGGGGGGCAACUGGAUGGUGGUGGAUACCAUUUGUCUAAGGAUGUUAGAUCACACGUUUGAGCACAAACACAGUGCUCAUCUGAAGAUAUGCCUGGUGGGAGACAAUGCUGAAUUUGUGUUGUUGCAAAUGGGUGAAUGCACACUCUAUCUGGAUAUCAAAUGCAGGGCACUGCGGAAAAUGCAUGAGAGGACAGGUGGUGAUUGUUUGCCGCUUAAUUUCCAGCCAUUGAUGAUGAUCUGGCCUCCCUCAUUCCCUACUCUCGAGAAUGAUCCUACAAGGUUUGCCUUUUGGCCUUCAGAUGAUAUGUGUACUGCACUUGUUGAGGUUACAUAUUCCUGCGCUCUGCACCAUCCAUUGCACAGUUGUGGAAUGGAAGUUCUAAGAGAACAAGAGUAUCUACAUCAGCCAUGCAUCAGCGACAAGGGCUCCAUCAAGGAGGAGCAGUAG